GCCUGCAGUAUUCCAAACAGGGACCCGUGGUUUCCAUUUCACUAUUGAUGGGGAUAAGAGGGCAUCUGCUAAAGUUUCAGAUUCAAUUUCUGCUCAGUAUCCAGUCGUGGAUCAUGAAUUUGACGCAGUGGUGGUAGGCGCUGGAGGGGCAGGCUUGCGAGCUGCGUUUGGGCUCUCAGAGGCAGGGUUUAACACGGCGUGUGUCACAAAGCUCUUCCCCACCAGGUCACACACUGUUGCUGCACAGGGAGGAAUCAAUGCUGCCCUGGGGAACGUGGAAGAGGACAACUGGAGGUGGCAUUUCUACGACACUGUGAAAGGCUCUGACUGGCUAGGAGACCAGGAUGCCAUCCAUUACAUGACAGAGCAGGCUCCCGCCUCUGUGGUUGAGCUAGAAAAUUACGGCAUGCCAUUUAGCAGAACUGAAGAUGGGAAGAUUUACCAGCGUGCAUUUGGUGGACAAAGCCUCAAGUUUGGGAAAGGCGGGCAGGCCCAUCGCUGCUGCUGUGUGGCUGAUCGGACCGGCCACUCACUGUUGCACACUUUGUAUGGAAGGUCUCUGCGCUAUGACACCAGCUACUUCGUGGAGUAUUUUGCCUUGGAUCUCCUGAUGGAGAAUGGGGAGUGCCGUGGCGUUAUCGCACUCUGCAUAGAAGAUGGGUCCAUACACCGCAUAAGAGCGAAGAAUACUGUUAUUGCUACUGGAGGCUAUGGACGCACCUACUUCAGCUGCACAUCCGCCCACACCAGUACUGGUGAUGGCACCGCCAUGGUCACCAGGGCUGGCCUUCCCUGCCAGGACUUGGAAUUCGUGCAGUUCCACCCUACAGGCAUCUACGGUGCUGGCUGCCUCAUCACAGAAGGGUGCCGGGGAGAGGGAGGCAUCCUCAUCAACAGCCAGGGCGAGAGGUUCAUGGAGCGCUAUGCCCCCGUCGCCAAGGACCUGGCAUCCCGAGACGUCGUGUCUCGGUCCAUGACUCUGGAAAUCCGUGAAGGAAGAGGCUGUGGCCCUGAGAAAGAUCACGUCUACCUGCAGCUGCACCACCUACCCCCAGAGCAGCUGGCCACACGGCUGCCUGGCAUCUCUGAGACAGCCAUGAUCUUUGCUGGCGUGGACGUAACCAAGGAGCCAAUCCCCGUCCUCCCCACUGUGCAUUAUAACAUGGGUGGCAUUCCCACAAACUACAAGGGGCAGGUUCUGAAGCACGUCAGUGGCCAGGACCAGGUCGUGCCUGGUCUGUAUGCCUGUGGAGAGGCAGCCUGCGCCUCUGUGCAUGGCGCCAACAGGCUUGGGGCAAACUCACUCUUGGACCUGGUCGUCUUUGGGCGAGCAUGUGCCCUGAGCAUAGCAGAGUCCUGCAGGCCUGGAGAUAAAGUUCCUCCAAUUAAACCAAAUGCUGGGGAGGAGUCUGUCAUGAAUCUUGACAAGUUGAGAUUUGCUGACGGAAGCACCAGAACCUCAGAACUGCGACUCAGCAUGCAGAAGUCCAUGCAAAGCCAUGCUGCAGUGUUCCGUGUGGGAAGCGUGUUGCAAGAGGGCUGUGAGAGAAUCAGCCAGCUCUAUGGAGACCUGAAGCACCUGAGGACGUUUGACAGGGGAAUGGUGUGGAACACGGAUUUGGUGGAGACCCUAGAGCUGCAGAACCUGAUGCUGUGCGCACUCCAGACCAUCUAUGGGGCAGAGGCACGGAAGGAGUCACGAGGCGCUCACGCCAGGGAAGACUACAAGGUGCGGAUUGACGAGUACGAUUACUCCAAGCCCCUUCAGGGGCAGCAGAAGAGGCCAUUUGCAGAGCACUGGAGGAAGCACACCCUAUCUUACGUUGAUGUCGCGACAGGGAAGGUCACUCUGGAAUACCGACCUGUGAUCGACAGAACCUUGAAUGAGGCCGACUGUGCCACCGUUCCCCCUGCUAUUCGCUCCUACUGAUGAGGCCAGUGGGGUCAGAACCUGCUGUUGUAAUUAUGUAUGAUAGCUUAUGCAUGUUGUUCAUAUCACAGUUGUCCACACAGUUCUAUAUUCAAGUGAAGAAGGGGGACAUCCGAAUAGAGAUUGACCCCGUCGCCAGCAGCUUGCCAGCAACUCAGCAGCCAGGAACUACCACACUGACUUUGUCCCUUGCUUCGUUCUUGUGAAAUGAUAAAACUGGGCACGAUUGUUAAAUAAAGCAUAAAUGAACAAGCGUCUUAA
This is a messenger RNA of Tupaia belangeri chinensis (Chinese tree shrew), 2191 nucleotides long. RefSeq names its product succinate dehydrogenase complex flavoprotein subunit A (gene SDHA). Gene Ontology annotation, biological process: tricarboxylic acid cycle; mitochondrial electron transport, succinate to ubiquinone. The record is from RefSeq and is a predicted model, not a curated record. Gene Ontology annotation, molecular function: succinate dehydrogenase (quinone) activity; electron transfer activity; flavin adenine dinucleotide binding. NCBI's taxonomy places the organism in Eukaryota, Metazoa, Chordata, Mammalia, Scandentia, Tupaiidae. Gene Ontology annotation, cellular component: respiratory chain complex II (succinate dehydrogenase).